UUGAGAAGAAAAACGGCGCCCGUCUCUUGCAAUUUCUAUUCAACCAAAGGACCCCCCAACCCCAGCUUUCUCCAUUUCCUGCGCGUAUUGUUAUUGUUAAAAGUGAAAUAUAAAGAAAAUAAUUUAUGGGUUCUUAAUCUUUUUGACAAUUGAUUAUUUACUUUGACGAUUCUUGGCUAUAAGAGCUCAAGAUUGAGAAAAUGUUUGGACUUGCUCUAAAUUGUCUGCGAGGUUCACCGUAGCAACUCAGCUCAGGAGAUGAAGGCUUAAGAUAUAUGCUGAAAUAGUUAAAGAUGAAUUUGUUUCGGAUUUCAGCUGGAAUUUGGUGUUUCUGGGUCUUAUGCUGUUCAAUUUGGUCAAUUAUUAGUCAAAAAUCACAUCUUGAGGGUUGAUCAUCUAUAGGAAAGGGAAUCGACGACAUUAGAUUCGAGUAUUAUGUGGUGACUUGGGCUUCCAUGGAGAGUGCAUCCAAAUUGUACAGGGCAAUGUUUUCAGAAACACAUUUCGAUAUGAGUUGGUGCUGCUUUGGUGCAAGGAAAAAGCCUCAACAAGAACUGGGAGGUUGCUCGCAGAAUAUAAGGCUUUUCUCUUACAAUGAACUGCUAUCUGCAACGGGCAAUUUUCUUCCAAGCAAUAGGAUAGGUCGUGGAGGUUUUGGAACUGUCUACAAAGGUACUCUUAGAAAUGGAAUGCUGAUUGCUGCAAAGGUGCUCUCUGCACAAUCCAGGCAAGGGAUUAAUGAAUUUUUGACAGAGAUUGACGUCAUCACAAAUGUUAAGCAUCCAAACCUUGUUGAGUUGCUCGGCUGUUGUGUUCAAGAAAGCAACAGGAUUUUGGUCUAUGAGUAUGCAGAAAACAAUAGCCUCGAUCAUGCAUUGCUAGGUCCUCGUAGCCGACCAGCUGAUCUUAAUUGGGAAAUAAGAUCUGAAAUUUGUUUGGGAACGGCCAAGGGGCUUGCUUAUCUUCAUGAAGGAGUUGCGCCACAUAUUGUGCAUAGAGACAUCAAAGCUAGCAAUGUUCUCCUUGACAAAAACUUUGUCCCAAAAAUUGGAGAUUUUGGUUUAGCAAAGCUUUUUCCUGAUAACGUCACACAUAUCAGCACGCGUGUAGCUGGCACGAGUGGAUAUUUGGCGCCUGAGUAUGCAGCGCGUGGACAAUUAACAAGGAAGGCAGAUGUAUAUAGCUUUGGUGUUCUUGUACUCGAAAUAAUUAGUGGGAGAAGUAGCUCAAGGUCUUGGUCUGAAAUGGAGAAAUAUCUCCUGGAACGGACCUGGGAGCUUUACGAAGAAGAAAGACUAUUAGAACUAAUGGAUCCAGAGCUCAAAGAGUAUCCCGAAGAACAGGUCAUCAGAUACAUCAAAGUCGGCCUCUUCUGCACGCAAGGGGCCGCUGUACGGAGGCCCUCCAUGCCUCAGGUCGUACAGAUGCUGUCGAAACCCAUUAGACUCAACGAGAAGGAAUUGACUCCUCCAGGCCUCCUCGAAGACUGGAGAAAAACUGGAGAAGGAUUUAGGUUAAAGAAGUUGGAUCCAGAUAACAAGGAUUCAUCAACGAUGAAUACUACGUCACCACUCACUUCAACGCCUGUUACAUUCAGCGAAAUGGGCCCACGUUAAGGAGUGAAAGUACAGGGCAAUUUAGGAGCUAACCUGAUGCUAGAGAAACAACAAACAGUUUAAUCGGUGGGGAAUUAUUGGGCUAAUUCUUUUCAUAUUUUCCGACCUAAAGAUCAAAUGUGUUUGUUUCUUUAUCCAAAAUUUUUCAUGUAGAAAUUUGAUGAUGAGCACACAUGUAGAUAGCCAUUUGGGAGGAACCCUGCAUAUAAGCAUAAUGGAGAAAAAUUGCAAAAUGCCACGCUUGUUUGUGUGAUGCAUUCAACCA
Asparagus officinalis (garden asparagus) is the source of this 1881-nucleotide messenger RNA. Its product is annotated as putative serine/threonine-protein kinase. Gene Ontology annotation, biological process: protein phosphorylation. The transcript has 9 exons. The record is from RefSeq and is a predicted model, not a curated record. Gene Ontology annotation, molecular function: ATP binding; protein kinase activity. NCBI's taxonomy places the organism in Eukaryota, Viridiplantae, Streptophyta, Magnoliopsida, Asparagales, Asparagaceae. Bases 456 to 1616 code for a protein of 386 amino acids.